AUGGACUUGAAGACAGCCGGAAAGAACCGACAGAUCCAACUAGCGGAGUUGGAAGAAUGGAGGGAGAAGGCCUACCAUAGUGCCAAGAUCUACAAAGACAGAACAAAACAAUGGCACGACAAGAGGAUCAAGCCCAAGGAGUUCAAACCUGGAGACAAUGUAUUAUUAUUUAAUUCCAGGGUAAAACUCUUCGGCGAAGGAAAACUCCGGAGCAAGUGGAAAGGGCCGUACACCGUCGUCAACACAUCCUCGCACGAGGCCAUCACACUCCAGGACAACGACGGUAAGAUCUUCAAGGAUAACUCUGGUAAAGUUUCAUGCCGAAAUUCCACUGUUGAUGUGCCGGUCCGCCCGACUCAGGCCUUCUAG
Panicum virgatum (switchgrass) is the source of this 369-nucleotide messenger RNA. RefSeq lists its product as uncharacterized. The coding region runs from base 1 to 369 and encodes 122 amino acids. The record is from RefSeq and is a predicted model, not a curated record. The transcript is spliced from 2 exons. Lineage: Eukaryota; Viridiplantae; Streptophyta; Magnoliopsida; Poales; Poaceae.